AUGUUUUACAUAUAUGCUUUAAUUUAUCUCUUAAAUUUUUCAAAGACAAUAGCUUUGGAAUGCAGUAUAUCAAGAUGGAAAAUUGCAAACUCAGUUGUAACACCACAAAUAGAUACUAGAAAAUUUAAAAAUAUUACUCUUGAAAAUGGUCUUUCUGUUAUGUUAGUUGAAGACACUAAGGCAGAAAAGGCUGGUUUUGGAAUGGCUGUAAAUGUUGGAUCAUUUGAGGAUCCUGAAAUGAUACCUGGUUUAGCUCAUUUAUUGGAGCACAUGCUAUUUUUAGGGACAAUAAAAUAUCCUGAUCCAAAAUCUUAUGAUGAAUUCAUGAGCCAGCAUGGAGGCCAGAGUAAUGCUUAUACUUCAGAGGAACGAACUGUCUAUUUUAAUGAAAUUAACGAAGAGUUUUUGGAUAGUGGAUUAGACUAUUUUUCCCAGUUUUUCAAAAGUCCAUUACUAGAUAUAAAGAUGAUUGAAAGAGAAGUCCAUGCAAUUGAUUCAGAACAUGCAAAAAAUAUCCCAAAUGAAAUUGAUAGAAUUUGGUACACAGUAAAAACAUAUGCAUACCCACCAUUUUCCCACUUUACUACUGGUAACAUUGAGACCUUGAUUAAAAACCCAAAAGAUAUGAAUUUAUCAAUAGAAGCACUACUUAAAAACUUUUUCCUAACCUACUACUGUGCUAAAAAUAUGUACCUAACUAUCUACUCAAGAAGAACCAUAAAACAACUCGAAUUUUUUGCAAAAAUGUACUUUUCAGAUAUUUCUGAUAAUAAUGGAGGUUUGUGCGGAAAAGUGGAACAUAAUAAAGAAAGCAAUAGCGAACCUGAAAAAGAUAGAAGACCAAUAUUUAAAGAAGAAAAUUUGGGAAAACUUUUACAUGUAAAGUCAAUAGGCGAGUUGAAAAUACUUUGGUUUGUGUGGAAUUUCCCAGGAUAUUUCAACAUAAGUGCUAAACACCCGAUGCAACUUCUGUCCUAUAUCCUUAAUUCACAGAUACCUGGAUCUUUAACAUGGAAUCUGCAAAAAACUGAAAUGAUUGUGAAGACUAUUGCAUUUUACGAAAUUUUUAGUUAUGGGAUUUUAUUUAUAUAUCAACUAGAGUUGACAAAUAAAGGAGUAAAAAAUUAUGAGUACUUAGUAAGUGUUGUAAAUAAAUAUAUAAAUAAACUAAGGGACUCUAAAGAUAUAAGCUCGGUAUAUGAAGGAGUAAAAACCCUUUCUGAAAGAGAAUUUGUAAUGCAAAAAGAGAUGUAUGGUAAAUCGCCGUUAUAUGAAGUAUCCGAAAUUUGCUCAAGGCUACUGCAAUUUGGGGUCCAUGGCGCACUAAGUGGAGAUAUUUUAAUUGAAGAAAUAGAUGAGAAACUUAUUAAGUCACUACUAAAUUAUAUAACACCUAAUAAUACUUUAAUAGUACUUUCUGAAGAGAUCGGUCCAAAGUUUGUUCAUAUUGAAAAAGAUGUAUACUACGGAGUGGAGCAUGCAAUUAUUCCGAUAUCCAAUGAAAAAUUAAAAAAGUGGUUACUUGGAAAAUUUUCUCAAAUUGAGGGCAAAGAAGUGAUAGUACCAAUGCCAUCUAAGUGUGUACCGUUGAACUUUAUUGUGUUACCAACUUCUGAUUCACCAAAAACUCCCAUAACACUAUCCUCAGGGCUUGCAAAUGUAUGGUGGAUUGGACCUGUUGCAGAAAGUCACAAAAUUUCAAUAAGAAUACUUUUAAGGUUUCCUAGAAGGUAUUCUAGAGGAGUUGAGACCCAAGCAUGGGGUCUGUUGAUAUCUUACAUGAUUAAGGCAAUGUUUGAAAAUGAACUUGGUUACUAUAAGGAAUGUGGGGUUGAUUUAGAAGUCCAAUGGACAAGCGAGGGAUUUCAAAUAGAUAUUAGUUCAUUUAGCUAUACUGAUGAUAUUGAAACUAUACUAAACACAAUACUUUCACCAAUCAUAAAUAAAUAUAUUAAGAAAAUGGGCUGUUCACUUUUGGAAAAGGCUGCAAGAUCAGCUAUAUUGUCAAGUGCUAACUUCAGAGAACAAAAUAUUACUUAUUUGCAAGCAAGAGAACUUAUAAAAAUGCUGCAAUCUUCAAGUGAUUACUCAGAGUGGGAAAUCCGUUACUUUUUAAAAAGUCUUUUUAAGAAAAAAAGCACUGCAACUGAUAUGUUUCAACAAAUUAUAAAGGCUGGGCAUAGUAUUAGAACAGGAACAAUAUACUCGUUAGUUAAGUAUAUUAGUUCAAUAAUAAAGAAUAAUAUAAUAGUUAGUGAAAAUUCGCAAACUUUAUGUCAUUCGUUAAACAGAUGGGUAAAUAAAUUACUUCAUAGACUAUCUAUAAUUGCAUUUAUACAAGGAAAUAUAACUAAGAAUAAAGCAAAGUCCUUAAUAGAAAACUUUGUUCUGUCAAGUAAUAUAUUCCCACUUAAAGAGAAAUAUGCAGCUAGUAAGAGAGUAUAUAAAAUAUUGCAGCCACUAGAUAUAACACUUUACAAUCCUAACCCCCAUGAUGAAAAUAACAUAGUACUACAGCUAUACCAGUUUGGUAAACCUACAUUUGAAGAAAGAAUAAACUUAAUGGGAUUACAGCCACUAGUACAUAACUAUAUGUACGAUAGAUUACGUACAAAAUUGCAACUAGGUUACAUUGUUGCAGCAACUAUAGCACCGAUUGGUAAUACUAAAGCAUUGAUUAUUGGGAUACAAGGCAGUAGGGAAAAUAGCGUUGAAACUCUUCAAAAUCACAUAAAAUUAGCUAUAGAUAGUUUUAUCAUAGAAGAAUUGGCAAAUAUGAAGGUUGAAGUAUACUCGAGCAUAAAAGAGUCACUUAUUGAAUACUUUAAAACCUUAAAAUACUCAUUUCCACUACAUUUCCACCAUUAUUGGGAUCAAAUAAUUUCAAAUAAAAGUAGUAAAUUAAAUGAAGCACAAAAUGAAAAUGCCAUAGAUUAUAUUCAGAAUAUACUAUCUAUUCAAGAUUUGUAUAAUACUUUUAUUAAAUUAAUACGUAGAAGUGGGGACAGUGGGAUUUAUAUCCUGAAAAUGACCCAUAGAGGACAAAAAACUAAAAUAGAUAAGAAUAAAUUAGAUCGUGAAAUUACCCACGUGCUAAGUACAGCUAGAGAGACAAUUAGGAAGAAUGGGUUUUAUGAAGUAAUAUAA
Messenger RNA from Cryptosporidium muris RN66, 3147 nucleotides. RefSeq names its product insulinase, putative. Bases 1 to 3147 code for a protein of 1048 amino acids. The record is from RefSeq and is a predicted model, not a curated record. Gene Ontology annotation, biological process: proteolysis. NCBI's taxonomy places the organism in Eukaryota, Apicomplexa, Conoidasida, Eucoccidiorida, Cryptosporidiidae. The transcript has a single exon. Gene Ontology annotation, molecular function: metal ion binding; metalloendopeptidase activity.